Molecule: messenger RNA, 1467 nt
Organism: Symbiodinium pilosum
Lineage: Eukaryota; Dinophyceae; Suessiales; Symbiodiniaceae
Source: the annotation of a GenBank genome assembly
AUGGCCGUGAGUGUGUCGGUGGCGUUGUUGAGCGGGCAGUGUGUGUCCCUUGAGGUUUCUGCAGAGACCAUACUUGCCAGUGUACGCCUGAUGGCACAGGCAAAGAUGGGGCGCACGCUAGUGGCUUUGCUUACGCCGUCUGGCAUGCAGUUGAAUCUGUUUAGCAGCGUUGCCCAGAGCGGCUUGGAGGACGGAGUUGUUCUGAGUGCAGUUGCACAGGCUGGACCCAAAUUACGAUCUCACCGCAGGGCAAGCACAUUUGUUGCCAUUCUAGCUGAUGGCUCCGUUGUUACCUGGGGCCAUCGUUUCCAUGGUGGAGACAGCAACUCCGUGCGCAACCAGCUGUUCAACGUGCAUGACGUCUACUCAACUAAUAAGGCCCUGGCAGCAGUGAGGGCAGACGGCUCAGUAGUUGCCUGGGGCCACGCAGACCAUGGUGGCGACAGCUCAGCUGUACAAGAUCAACUCCAGACGGUCGAGCAAGUGUUUGCCUCAAUGCAGGCUUUUGCGGCAUUGCGCAGCGACGGAAGGGUUGUGACAUGGGGACAUGCGACUCAUGGGGGAGACAGUCGCUGCGUUGCAGCGCAGCUGGUGGAUGUAAGAGAAAUCUUUUCCACAGAGGCUGCAUUCGUGGCAGUGCGGGGUGAUCGGUCUGUGGUAACCUGGGGGCACGAAGAGCAAGGAGGUGACAGCAGCACCAUUGUUGAUGAGCUGGUCAACAUUCGAAGCAUCGCCGCCUCGGGCAAAGCAUUUGCAGCUGUGCGUUACGAUGGCAGGGUCAUAAGUUGGGGGCACCCCGAGUAUGGGGGUGACAGUUCAGCAAUGCAGGAGCAGCUGGUAAAUGUGGAAUCCGUCCACAGCUCCAGUGGUGCCUUUGCAGCCAUCCACACAGAUGGAACCGUGAGGACCUGGGGUCAUGCCUUGAGCGGUGGUGACUGCCGGCCUGUUCAGACGCAGCUGACAGAAGUCAGAAAAGUGUUUUCCUCCAACAAGGCCUUCGCAGCAGUUUGUACAGGUGGCAGCGUCGUGACGUGGGGCCAUCCACUGUACGGAGGCGACAGCCGGUCGGUGCAGAGGAACCUUGAAAAGGUGCGCGAUGUGCAGUCUGCCGAAACUGCGUUUGCCGCAAUCCGAGAAGAUGGAACGGUCGUAACUUGGGGCCAUCCAGAAUAUGGUGGCUUCAGCAGUGGCGUGCACAGCCAGCUGAGAGACGUGCAGCAGGUUCAUGCUUCCUUGGGUGCCUUUGCGGCCCUCACCUCAAUGGGAAAGGUGGUAACCUGGGGUCAUCCAGCAUAUGGAGGCGACAGCAGCGCAGUACGCGAACAACUCCGCGACAUUCUCGAGGUUCACGCUUCCAGUGGCGCCUUCGCAGCAGUGCGUGCUGAUGGGGCUGUCAUUACCUGGGGCCACCCACUGAGCGGCGGAGAUAGCCGAUCCGUUCGCCACCAACUUGCAGCACAAGUCUGA